AUGGGCGCCGCAGCCGCCGCGACGCGCGGAAAGCGAAAAGAGGCCCCCGUGGUAGGGUGCUUGCUGAGCCUGGGAACUCCGUCGGGGCUCCUUAUCGCCUCAGCGAUUGAGAGGGCGGUGAGGGAGGUGGAGGCUGCAACGCGUGUGCGGAUAGUGCUGCGCAUGGCUAACGCCAGUGACUCUGACCCCUUCCAGGCCGAGGCUGCAGCCUUGCAGCUGCUUCUGACAGCGCCACACCCAGACGUGCUGCUAGGGCCGCCCACGUCGCUCCAGGCCUCCAUUGUGGGACCCAUCGCCUCAGCUGUCCAGGUGCCUCUGCUGUCGUACGCAGCGUCAGACCCGCUGCUGAACGCCAAUGCACAGCUGCCUUACUUUGUGCGCAUGCACUACGAUGACCAGGCGCAGAUGACUGCUGUCUCAGCCCUUCUGCCGUUCCGCCCUUCUGCUCGGUCUUCCCCUUUCCCCUUCCCCAUUCCCCAGGGCACGGCGCGUGUGGUGGUGUCGUGGCAGUUUGACAGCGGGGGCACGGCGCGUGUGGUGGCGUCGUGGCAGUUUGACAGCGGGGUGAGUGCGGUGGAGGACGUGAUGAAGGCGCUGCUGCAGGUGCGGUCGGUGGAGGCGUCUGUGUUCGUGCUGCACCUGCAGAACGAACCCACCAUCCGCCUCCUGCUCAAGACUGCGUCACAGCUGGGCCUGUUCACAGAGGGGUAUGUGUGGAUCGCGACGGCGGGCGUGAUGUCUCUGCUGGCCGCUGAGCCGCGCCUCUCCAGUACCCAGGCCUCCUGCGAGGGCAUGAUAGGCACGCUGCCCUUUGAUGUGCCCACGCCACAUCGCGAGGAAACUGUCAAGGCCAUAUCUGGCGUGGCCAAACUCACUCCCUCCUUGCUGCUCAGCGAAGCAGAGGGGUACCGCCAGGCCCUAGUGUCGUUCACAUCAUCAGGCGACCUGCAGGAGCAGUUUUUCCGCAUUGCCAACAUCCAAUACGGCAUCCGCACCAUUGGCUUCUACCAUUACCGUGCCAACACCACCAACACCACUGCUGCUACCACUCCCACCAACACCACCUCUUCCACCAACACCACCACCGCUGCUGCUGCUCCUGCUGCUCCCGGCGCCGCCUCUCCUGCUCCUGCCCCUGCUCCUGCUCCUGCUCCUGCUGGGGCAGCUGCUCCUUCGCCUGGUGCAGCUGGGAACACCAGUGUGUCUCGUGCUUCAUCUUCCUCCUCCCCCGCACCUACCUCUCCUCCUUCCAAUGCCUCCGCCUCCUCCAAUGCCUCUGCAUCGUCUGCUACUGUUGUUGCCCAAGGCCUUGUGUCUAUUGAACAGAUGGCGCAAGUGCUUGUUUCCAGGAAGCUCACAACCCAAGCAGCAGCGCUGGCAGCAGUGAAAUCGAGCAGCACGCAAGCAGGGACGGACGGGGCUGGAACGUCUGUGGGCGGUGCUGGUGGUGUACUGCGAGACGUGGUGUGGCCGGGGGGGACCAAGACCGAGGUGCCUGUGGGCUCCUUCCCGAAGAGCUCUGCACCACUGCAGAUUGCAGUGCCAGUCAAGCGGGGCUACCACCAGUUUGUAUUUGUGGGCGACGCGCUCUCCAACCUCUCUCGCUCCAACGAGAAGUUCUCCGGGUUCUGCAUCGACGUGUUCAAGGCCGCCGUGGCGCUGCUGCCGUACAACCUGCAGUACCAGUUCGUGGCGUUCGGGGACGGCCUCAGUGAUCCUAACUAUGACACCAUGGUCGCUGCUGUCGCUAACAAGACGUACGAUGCAGCAGUGGGGGAUAUCACCAUCACAGCGCAGAGAGCCCAGCUAGUCGAAUUCACCCAGCCCUUCGAGGCAUCCGGGCUGACGAUGAUUGUGCCAGUGCAGCAAGCACCGCCGGACACGUGGGCGUUCUUCCGGCCGUUCACCCCGGGCAUGUGGGUGCUGCUCUACUUCUCCUUCUUCUACACGGCGCUCGUCGUCUGGUUCCUCGAGCACCUGCAGAACGACGACUUUGGUGGCAAGCUGCACCAGCAGCUCGCCACUAGUGUCUGGUUCUCCUUUUCCACGAUGACCUUCUCCCAAGAGGAGAAUGUGAAGACGACCCUGGGGCGCAUAGUGGUGAUAGUGUGGCUGUUCGUGGUGUUUGUCAUCUCCUCUGCCUACACCGCCAGUCUCUCCUCCGUGCUUACCGUCAGCCAGUCCGAACCCACCAUCCAGGACUUCCAAUCGCUGGUGGUGACAAACGACGCAGUGGGGUAUCAGCGCGGGUCCUUCUCCUUUGAGUACCUUCGAAGUGUGGGGAUCAACGAGUCGCGGCUGGUGGCGUUAUCAGACGAGGCGGAGGUGGACGGGGCGUUGAACCGCACGGACGUGGUGGCGAUGGUGGACGAGGAGCCCUACGUGGAUAUCUUCCUCUCCGACUACUGCGUCUACAGCAAACCCUCCCACUCCUUCGCCACCUUCAACCUCGGCUUUGCGUUUCAGAAGGGGUCAUCACUGGCCAACGACAUGUCCAUUGCCAUAGAGGCGCUCGCUCAGAACGGCCAGCUGCAGUCGCUGCACGACCUCUGGCUGCACGGUCGGGGCACGUGCAGCAGCGGGCCGUCACUGCAGUCAAUCCGUCUGGGGCCGGACUCCUUCUGGGGGCUCUUCCUGCUCUACGUCGUCGCAGCAUGCGGGGCAUGCCUCCUCUACGUGGUGCUGCUUGUCUACCGCGGACUCAAGGCCUUCCAGCAUGCGCGCCAUGCCCAUGCGGAGGACAGCGAUGAGCACACCAACCCCAUUGCCCCCAUGCCUAAGCCUAAGAGGCUCAAGAGCCACGUCAGGCAUUACAAGAGCGCUUACACUGCUGGCGUGGAGUGGAGUAUGCAGAGGAACAUGGGUUAUUCAACACGCACACCUGCCGGGGUGCUCAGCAGCAGUGACCUGUCCAAGUAUGACCCACCACCCGUCUCCGCCCCACUCGUCGAGGCCCAUCCCGUCACCUCGGAGUCCCUCUAUUCUGCCACGCAAAACCACACACGCCGCGCUCGUUCCCCACAACGCGUGCGAAUCCCAGCGAUCUUCCUCGAUCUCACGACAGCCGCCCCUAGUCACCACACGGCAAUCAUCAUGGGUGUCGAUUCCCCCCGUCGCACGUUCCUCUCCUCUCCCGCCACAGUCAAGCCUGGCGGAAACCCGGCCUACAAGGCCUCGGGAAAUCUCAUCGCCGCGGCCGCGCUCUCCGCUUCCGCCUCCGCGGCUUCCGCGACGGCUGCCGUCGCGCCUCCGCUGGCUUCUUCCGCCACCGGUGCUUCCCCGCUCGCCGCGGGGCUGUCUCCGCACCGCAAGGCUUCACCGAGCGCCCUUGCGCUGAUGAUGAUUCGGCGGGAGGCAGCAGCGGCUGGCGAUGUUACUAAAAACGCAUCCUCCUUCCUCUCUCCCCGAAAGAACAGCAGCGGCGCCGCCGCCAACGGCACCAACGGCGCCGUCGCUUCGGAUGGAUUAUCCUACGCGACGGUCGAUGCCGCGACAGCCGGCUUCGUGUCUCUGAGUCUGGGCGACUCGGCGGACACAGCGGCGCGCGCAGCCAUGAAUCUCCUCUCCCUGGAAGACGCCCAGAACGCGAAAGCGCCACCGCCACCUACCACGCCGCAAUCGGCGGCUGUGCUGAACGGGAGCGCCGGAUCGCCGCUCCUGAAACGCGUGGGCUCCGCCGCCGUCGCCGCCGCCGCCGCCGCCGCCACUAAUUCGCCUACUAAAAACGGCGCGGCGGCCGCCCCAGCUGCACCGGCGAAGUUCGUGUAUCACGAGGACAGGGUGCGCGUGGUGCGGCCCGAGGACGACGCGGACGGCAAGGCGCUGCGCGCCAAGCUGGUGGCGCUCGUGCCGUUCCAGAAGGGACAGCUGAUCGCCAAAAUCGAAGGCGUCUCCUGGGACGUGCCGUGCAGCUACAGCACGGUGCAGUACGGUGCGCAGCGGCACCUGGAGCUGAACUCCGACCUGGUCUACAUGAACCACAGCUGCGACCCGAACGUGGCGGUGAGCGUGGGCGCCAUGGAAGUGCGCGCGCUGCAGGCCAUCCCUGCAGGCGCAGAGCUCACCUUCUUCUACCCCUCGUCCGAGUGGGAGAUGCAGCAGCCCUUCACGUGCUGGUGCGGCUCAGACAAGUGUGUGCGGCUGGUGGCAGGAGCCAAGUUCCUGACAGUGGACAAGCUGAGCCAGUACUUUGUGAACGCACACAUCCAUGACAUCAUCUGCAACACGCUCUCCUCCAAGCUGCCAAAGCAGCACGGCGCCAUGUGA
Messenger RNA from Closterium sp. NIES-65, 4266 nucleotides. Lineage: Eukaryota; Viridiplantae; Streptophyta; Zygnematophyceae; Desmidiales; Closteriaceae. The record is from the annotation of a GenBank genome assembly.